CAUCACACCAUGCCGUUUGAUGGAUGGGCUACUAGAACAAAGUGGAACGAUGCACCGUCGACUGGUACUCCUCCACCUUAUCUCCUGGUUUUUCUUUUAAUUAUCAAGUAUCUUUGAGCCAGAUUCUUGCGCUUGCCAUUCAUCACCACAACGCAAACAUACUAGAAGACCAAGAUCUCCCAAACAGACCGCCCCAUGUCCUGACGCGACUACCUUCUCCCAAAAGCAAUCGACCAAUCUAGCCCCAGGUAUACACCGUGAUGAACAAUGUCAGAAUACAAGAUGUCCUAUGAGGCGGAGCUGGACUCCUACCAACUCUACCACCGCUACGAACAGCCUCGCCGACCCCAACCGCAGGAUCAAGACUGGAAGCAGGCGGCGCUGCGGGGCCCCGCUCUGCCGGCGCUGGGCAACGCCCUGGCCGGCGCCAUCGGCGCGGCCCUGAGCAAUGUGGCGACGUAUCCGCUGAGUCUGAUCGUCGCGCGGCUGCAGACGCAGCAGACGAAACGCCCAAACCAGCAAGACCAAGAAAAUGGGAAGAAGGCGAAGUCGAAAGACCUAAAUGCUGGAGACGAUGAUGAUGAUGGUGGCUACGCCGGUGUCCUCGACGCCGCCCGCAAGAUCUACGCGCAGGAAGGGGGACUGGGGAGCUUCUAUACGGGUCUCGCGCAGGAUACCGCCAAGUCGGUGUUCGACUCGUUUUUGUUCUUCCUGGCGUAUGAGUUUUUGCGGCAGCGGAGGAUACGGGCUCGAUUUGGUGGUGGUCGUGGCGGCGCGCGGAGGAAGAGUACCGUCUUGCCGGUGUUGGAUGAGUUGGUGAUCGGGGUGGUGGCGGGGGCGUUUGCGAAGCUGUUCACGACGCCGUUGGCGAAUAUUGUGGCGAGGAAGCAGACUGCUGGUAAGAAAGGGUCGGUGGGAAGCAGUACGAGGGAGAUUGCGGCGCGGAUUCGCGCCGAGAAGGGGCUGCGCGGGUUCUGGUCCGGGUAUUCGGCCUCGCUGAUCUUGACGCUCAACCCGUCGUUGACGUUCUUCUUGAAUGAGGUGCUGAAGUAUGCGCUGCUGUCGCGGCGGCGGCGGCGGCGGGAUCCGACGCAGAAUUCAAGGUCCCUCUCGCCGGCGGUCACGUUCUUGCUGGCGGCGCUGAGCAAGUCGGCGGCCUCGGCGGUGACGUAUCCGUUCUCCAAGGCUAAGACCCGUGCGCAGGUCAUGGGCGAUGACUCUUCGUUGUCGUCGUCGGCGCAAAAAGCGUCGGGUGGGGAGCAGGCGAAGGAGAACGGCAACGCGGAGACGGACGAGGGGAUCUCGUUCACGCCGGCCAUCGUCAGCAAUGUCAUCAACAUUGCUCGCUCGGAAGGCGUCGCGGGCCUGUACGCGGGUCUACCGGCGGAGGUCCUCAAGGGCUUCUUCUCGCAUGGUUUCACCAUGCUGGCCAAGGACGCGGUGUACUCGGCCAUCGUGCAGAGCUAUUACCUGCUGCUGAUCGCGCUGCGCAAGUACCCGAGCCCCGAGGAGCUGAUCCAACGCGCCCGCGAACAGGCCGAGGAGUAUGCGGACGUCGCGCGGGAGGGGGCUCGCGACUUGGCCGAGAAGACCAAGCAGGGCGCGGAGGAGGUGAUGCACUCCCUGACCGCACAGGGGGAGCCCGAGGAGGCCAAUCUGCUGGGGAAUAACGAGACGGCGGAGAUGGUGGGUGACUAUGUCGAGGACGAUGGCACCCACAAGGAUCUGUAUCAUUGGUUCUGGGAGAAGGACCGGGAGGGGAAUUACUGAUGUUGGGUUUGGGGUUGGGUGGGGUUUCAAAGAGAUUGAGCGUUCAUCUACAUCUGUACUAAUUUUCCUGGAGCUGCAGUUUCGAUAUCAUUGACUUUGCAUACACUUCCUGUUUCUCGUCGAUUGCUCAAACUCCGGACUUUGCCUGCAAAGCCGGGGAGUCGGUAGUCUGCAGCAACAAAUCCCGGGCUGACUAUUGCCAGUAAGCACCCUGAAUGAUACCGAAGCGGCUUACAUCUCCCAAGUUCAAUCCCAAGGGCUGUAUGCGUAGUAGUUCCUAGUUCACGGAACACUGGUAUGGAAGGGUUCUUACAGCCCCCAAUCCACAAUAGUCCUCAACAAACAGUGCAUCCUGCAAACUAGUCUCGGCCUAUAUCUACACAUCACCUAGGAAGUUCCCAUCAAUAAGGUGUUUUCAGCCUCAGGCUUAUAUCCGAACACAGACCCAUCAGUGAGGUUUCUCCCUGGAAGCGCGAC
Molecule: messenger RNA, 2247 nt
Organism: Aspergillus brunneoviolaceus CBS 621.78
Lineage: Eukaryota; Fungi; Ascomycota; Eurotiomycetes; Eurotiales; Aspergillaceae
Product: putative mitochondrial carrier protein
Exons: 2
Coding region: 283-1770 (495 amino acids)
Source: RefSeq, a predicted model, not a curated record